This is a messenger RNA of Amblyraja radiata (thorny skate), 2629 nucleotides long. Its product is annotated as deleted in malignant brain tumors 1 protein-like. The coding region runs from base 1 to 2613 and encodes 870 amino acids. Lineage: Eukaryota; Metazoa; Chordata; Chondrichthyes; Rajiformes; Rajidae. Gene Ontology annotation, cellular component: membrane. The record is from RefSeq and is a predicted model, not a curated record. The transcript has 9 exons.
AUGAAGCAGCACUUGAUAAAAAGCGUGAAGUUGAGGCUGGUGAACGGGGGCAGUCCAUGCGCCGGGAGAGUGGAGAUUCACAACAAGGGGAACCGGGGAACUGUGUAUGAAGGCGGCUGGGACCUGCAGGACGCGGCGGUGGUGUGUCGGGAGCUCGGCUGCGGCGCCGCCACGGGAGCCCCGGGCGGAGCUCACUUUGGACCGGGGACCGGAUACGUUGUGACGCAUAAUGUUGAAUGCAGCGGGAGCGAGGCCGCUCUGCGGGAGUGUAGAUCACCGUCAUGGGGGGGCUAUGACUUUUCACACUCCCGGGAUGCCGGCGUUAUCUGCGAAGAUCACAGAGAGCCAAGAUUGGUAUCCAAAGAUGAUCAGUGCUCGGGAAGACUGGAAGUGCAGUAUGGUGAAACCUGGGGAACCGUGUGUGACCGGGCCUGGGAUAUGGAUGAUGCCAAUGUGGUGUGCAGUCAGCUUCAUUGUGGAGUCGCCGUGUCUGUUCCGAGAGGGGCUUAUUUUGGAAAGGGAACUGGCAUUGUACGGAACGAUGUAUUUGAAUGUAAGGGUAAUGAGACAAGCCUAUGGGAAUGUCCGCGUUCUUUAGGAACUCUUCAUUGCAACCACACGAGCGAUGUCAGUGUGAUCUGUUCUGGGAAAUAUCGACCACGACUGGUGGGUGGGAAGGAUAGAUGCUCUGGCCGGGUGGAGGUUCUACACGGAGACGAGUGGGGGACAGUUUGUGAUCAGUACUUUAGCUUGCUUGAUGCCGGCGUGGUCUGUGAACAACUACACUGUGGUGCAGUGGCCGCAACUCCCGGAGUUACUCACUUUGGCCGAGGAUCCGGCCCUGUGUGGAAGGAGAACUACCACUGUCGGGGGAACGAGCCCCGAUUAGUUGAUUGUCCAGUCCUACCCAGGGAUCAGACGAGUUGUUCACACGGAAACGACGUCGGUCUCAUCUGCUCAGAUGAAAUUUGGUCUCUGAGAUUGAGCCAUGGGGGCAGUCGCUGCGACGGCCGCGUGGAGGUUUACCACAAUGGUAGAUGGGGGAGAGUGCAGGAUAGCGCCUGGAACAUCAAUGAUUCCAACGUGGUCUGCAGAGAGUUGGGCUGUGGCUCCGCCAUAUUCGCCUACAACUCCUCAAGGAACGGAGAGAGUGAGCUGCCCGUGUGGGUGAACAACGUUCACUGUGAAGGAAACGAGUCGCAGCUCCGAAAUUGCAGCACAUUUACGCCGAAUCAGACAUCCAGCGACAGCAUCGGUGUUGGAGUCCUGUGCUCAGACCAUCUCCAAUUACGGCUGUCUGGGGGUGGAAGUACAUGUGCUGGACGAGUGGAGAUUUAUUACAAUGGGUCUUGGGGCACAGUUUGUGAUGACUCCUGGGAUCUGGACGACGCUAACGUGGUCUGCGGGCAGCUAGGUUGCGGAUAUGCUGUGGAAGAUAAAAUUCCAGGAUUCUGUGGACGAAGUAAAGGCCAAAUUUGGUUGGAUGAAGUAAGAUGCUCGGGUAACGAAUCAUACCUCUGGAACUGUCCCUCCGCACCGUGGGGCCGGCACGAUUGCAGUCAUAAGGAAGACGUGACAGUGAAGUGUUCUGAACACAAAGAGAUGCGGCUGGUGAACGGAGGCCGGCGGUGUGAAGGGAGAGUGGAAGUGUGGUACAACGGGACAUGGGGAACUGUGUGCUCCGGGAAGCUCUAUGGAGUGGAGGCGGAAGUGAUCUGUAAACAAUUAGAAUGUGGACCCCUCGCAUAUAUUGAAUAUGGCGCCAGGAAAUAUGGACAAGGUUCAGGGCCCAUAUGGAUCGAUGAGAUGAAAUGUAGCUCGCACGAGUCAGUCCUUUGGCAGUGCCAGUUUGACCCGUGGGGGAAACACAACUGUAACCACAGGAAGGAUGCAGGCGUUUCAUGUAAAGGUAACACAGGAAAGUCAGUGCGGGUUGAUGGCGGCAGCAACAAUUGCUCCGGAAGGGUUGAAAUAUUAUUCAACAACAGCUGGGGAACGGUGUGUGAUGACUCCUGGGAUCUCGCUGAUACCAAUGUCGUCUGCAGACAGUUGGGCUGUGGCUCUGCUCUUUGGACUCCAGGAGCGGCGACCAUUGCCCCGGCCUCAGGUGACAUCUGGCUGGAUGAAGUGAAAUGCACGGGAAGUGAAUCAUUCCUGUCCCGUUGUCUGGCUUCACCACUCGGUCAACAUGACUGUGAUCACAAGGAAGAUGUCUUUGUCACCUGUUCUGGUAUGUGUCGUUCGUUGAGGCUGGUGAACGGGGGCAGUCCAUGCGCCGGGAGAGUGGAGGUUCACUACAGGGGGAACUGGGGGACUGUGGCUGAUCCCAGCUGGGACCUGCAGGACGCGGCGGUGGUGUGUCGGGAGCUGGGCUGCGGCGACGCCACGGGAGCCCCGCGCGGAGCUCACUUUGGACCGGGGUCCGGAUCCGUUGUGACGUAUAAUGUUGACUGCAGCGGGAGCGAGGCCGCUCUGCGGGAGUGUAGAUCACAGUCAUGGGGGAACUAUGCCGCUCCACACUCCCUGGAUGCCGGCGUUAUCUGCGAAGGUAAACAUCAGCUUUUUCUCUCUUUGCUCCGCAGUUUGGUGAUUUCCGGGAUGCCCUGGAUGUAAAUGACUCGGACUGACC